This is a messenger RNA of Cryptomeria japonica (Japanese cedar), 2132 nucleotides long. RefSeq names its product disease resistance protein L6-like. The record is from RefSeq and is a predicted model, not a curated record. The transcript has 4 exons. NCBI's taxonomy places the organism in Eukaryota, Viridiplantae, Streptophyta, Pinopsida, Cupressales, Cupressaceae. Bases 1 to 1521 code for a protein of 506 amino acids. Gene Ontology annotation, biological process: defense response. Gene Ontology annotation, molecular function: ADP binding; ATP hydrolysis activity.
AUGAGAAGCAUGGAGAUGAAGGGUUCGUCUUAUAGAAGUGGUGCUCCUGACGUUUUGUCUCAGAUCUAUAAGGAGCUGCCUUAUUUUCCUAGUGUGGAUGGAGCAAAGACUUUUCUGGGAGAUUUCUGGCAUUAUUCUUUCAUGUUGAUAUGCAUUUUGGCAACUUCAGCUGAGACAUUGAAUGACAUAGUGAUGAUUUCUACAAAUAUUUUUGUUGCCCAUGGUCAAAUCAGUUUGCAUGGGAAAGAUUUCAACGGCAGACCAAUCUUAGGAGAUAAGCUUGGAGAAGCCAAAAGAAAGAAAGAAAUCAGAUUUUUUCCAGAAGGGUAUGGCUAUGAAGCUCGGCUAGUAAAGACUCUGGUGAAUGACAUAAUUAGGACAUUGGAUAGAGUGCCGUUACAAGUUGCCAAGUAUCCAGUAGAAUUGGACAAUGUGAAGAAUGUGUUCAUUCAAAAAUUAAAUCUAAAUUCAGUGGAUGAUGUGGUUAAAAUUGGAAUAUGGGGUGUUGGUGGUAUUGGCAAGACAACAGUUGCAAAGGCUGUCUACAAUCAAAUUUAUUCUGAUUUUGAAGCUGCCUCCUUCGUAUUUAAUGUCUGUACCAAUGCUGCAGAUUCCAUAGGCCUCACAAAUGUACAGAAACAACUUCUGGAAGAGCUAACUAGAUAUGAUGGAAAAGUGCACAAUGUUGACAAGGGCAUAUCUUUGUUUAGAGAUCGUUUGAGAGGAAAACGUCUCCUACUUAUUUUGGAUGAUGUGGAUACUAUUGUACAAUUCAAUUCUUUGGUUGGGGAUUGGCUAGUUCCUGGCAGCAGAAUUAUUAUAACAUCCAGAGACAAACACAUUCUCAAUGUUGCUGGGAUUCCAUCCUCAUGCAUCCAUGAGAUGAAUGGAUUGGAGAUAAAUGAAGGUCUCCAAUUAUUUAGUUGGCAUGCCUUUCUUAGAACAUCUCCAAGUCCUAGUUAUGAAGAUCUGACUAAAAGAAUAGUGAAAGCCUGUAAGGGGCAUCCUCUUUCUUUGGAAGUCAUUGGAUCCUACUUAUAUGAUAAGCAGGAUAACAUAGGUUGUUGGACCGAUGCUCUUCGAAACAUUAUUCUCAACCCAGAGAUUCAUGAAAGACUCUACAUCAGUUAUAGCGCUCUUAGUGAUGAUGAAAAAGAAAUGUUUGUCGACAUUGCCUGCUUCUUUAUUGGGGAAAACAAAAGAUUUCCUAUUGUUCUCUGGAAAUCCUUGUACAGGAUGGUAGACAGUGUUGUAUGUAAUCUUUCGAUGAAAUUACUAAUAAAGAUUGACGACAGAGGUAUAUUUGAUAUGCAUGACCAUUUGCAAGACAUGGGGCGGUUGAUUGCUGAAAAAGAAAAAAGGGGUACCCGACUAUGGGAGAAAGAGGGUACCCGACUAGAGAAGGCUGCCCAUUCAAGCACCGUAUCCAACAUCAAUUUCUCUCGCCUUCGGCUCAGUGGAGGCAAUCUACAAAGGCUUAAAAUGAUGUGCAGACCUGGACUUUGCUAUCUUCAUUUGUAGAAUAUGCCCAUCGAUGUCCUGACAGAAGACACGUUGGCUAUGCUUCCUAAGAGUUUGAUAUGGUUAAAGUUAGAAGAUUGUACCUUUGCAGUUGGGAAGAAUAGAGCACUGAAGGAGAUCCUUACAGCAAUAAGAAAGAUAGAUAGAGCACUAAGGAAACUGCGUCACUGCAUAAUUGUUGGCAAUAUUAGGCAAUUGAAGAUUAUGCAACUAAAUGACUGCCAUUUCUUCGACAGCCUUUCUGUCUCCUCCAUAUUUUCACUUCUUAAUAUACAAUUGCUACAGCAUUUGUACUUGAAAGGGUGUGAAGGCUUAAAUAACUUCCCUGACACUAUUGGCAACCCGUCACAACUGCAUCACUUGGAAUGGUAUUAUUGUGAAGGUUUAAAUAACCUUCUUCACACCAUUGGCAACCUAUCACAACUGCAGAGCUUGUACUUGGAAGGGUGUGAUAGGUUAAAUAAUCUCCCUCAUACCAUUGGUAACCUGUCACAGCUUCAACACUUGAACUUGAGAUGGUGUGAUAGAUUAAAUUAUCUUCCUGGUACUAUUGGUAAUUUAUCACAACUGCAACAUUUAGAUUUGGGAAGGUGUGAAAGCUUAAAUCUUCC